AUGCAUACACACACAGACAUGCAGGCACUGCCACUCAUGUAUGUACACACACUAUCACAGGCACUCCCACUCACAGGUCUGGAUACACAUACACUUUCACAGACACACACACAGAAUCCACACGGGGUCAGUUUGAUUAAGUAUCUUCCUAUUCCCGACACUCAGCAAUAGCGACGCUCUCCUCUGACACACUCACACACCCAUCGUCUGUGGCAUGCACACACACACACACACACGCACGCACGCACACUCACACAAACACUCUCUUGCUCACUCAUCCAUACUCCCCGACUGUUAGUGGUGGCGGUCUGUGAGGAUCUCUGCAGUUGCCAACUGGAUUUGCUGGACCAUUUACUCCACUGACUCUGAGUGACACAACUCUCAGACUGUGAGGACGGAGAACUCCCGCGUAGUUACGGAUCGCGAGACUCCAUUCUUAGUCAUCGCAACAAGAAAAACUGGAAGAGAAGGAAGGAGGAGGAAGAGAGAGACCAGGAGAGCUGGGGUGCCGAACGGAGCAGCACCGGCAGUGGGGGAGGCAGGAAACAGGGGGGCCUUGGGCUGAGUGGAGGCAAAAGCAUGCGCUGCUCAACCCUCCUGACCAUCUUCACUGGGGUGCUGCUCUACCUGGUGCUGGGGGCCCUGGUGUUCCGCGCUCUUGAAAUGCCAUACGAGGAGGACCUCUACGUCAAGCUCCAACACACGCGGGAUGUAUACCUUAACAACUACUCAUGCAUCUCCCCGGAGGUUCUGCAAACCCUCAUUGAGGAGGUGGCAGAUGCCCUUGGGGGUGGCGCAGAUCCGACUGUCAAUGGCACCUUUACCAGCAGCUGGGAUAUAUCCAGCGCCCUCUUCUUCUGUGGCACCAUCGUCACUACCAUCGGGUACGGGAACAUCUCCCCAAAAACAGAUGGAGGAAAACUCUUCUGUAUUUUCUAUGCUCUGGUGGGGAUUCCCAUGUUUGGUAUUCUCCUGGCUGGAGUUGGUGAUCACCUUGGGACUGCACUGAGAAAUGCUGUUGCCAAAGUAGAGAUGCUUUUUUUGAAAUGGAAGGUGAGCCCAACUAUAAUCCGCGUCAUCACAGCAGUGCUGUCUAUCCUGCUUGGAGUGGCCCUCUUCGUUGCUUUACCCAUCAUAGUGUUUCAGGAGGUGGAACAGUGGACGUUACUUGAUUCAGCUUAUUUUGUGGUCAUCACACUCACAACUGUGGGCUUUGGAGACUAUGUUGCAGGUGAUUCAGGGAUUGAGGGGAGUGACCAUUGGUACAAGCCUCUAGUGUGGUUCUGGAUUCUCCUUGGCUUGGCCUACUUUGCCUCCAUCCUUGCCAUGAUUGCGAAUUGGUUACGGGUGUUUUUCAAGAAGACUAGAGCUGAGAUGGAGGAACUCAGAGCUAGAGCUGCAGCCUUGGAUAUGCCGAACAUGCCGAACAUGCCAAACAUGAAUAUGCCGAACAUGUCCAUGGACUUCCGCAUGCCGAACAUGGAUGACCCAUUCAGGCGUUCCAGGCGCAAGCGACGGCGCGGCCAUCGCAGCCACGGCCACAGCGGAUCUGGCACUGCCGGAACAGGGGAGGAUAGGAAACCCCGAGAGAAUGGGCAGCCUCACAGCGAGUCCGGCUCCUCCUUUUCCUCCUACUCCUCCGACGAGUCUGAGUCUGGGACGGAGAGUGGCUCGGAAGCAACGGAGACAGAUCGCGUGCCCAGCGGCGAUGUAGAGAAGGGGAACCAACAACCACUGCCACCGGAUCCAGUCAUCUGCCCCCCAAGUCUGGACUGGGAAAAUCUGGCGUUCAUCGAUGAGUCCUCUGACGCAGUGAGCGGGAAGGUUCAUUUGGACUCUCUGGCUGACGCCACCCAGCCCAAUGCCAUCCCCGCACCACGGAAGCCAAAGAAGAGGCGAGCCAGGCGGCAUGCACCUAAGAGCCCAAAGACAAGUCCUACCAAGCCAGACAAGAAAGAGCCUAAUGGGGAUGUAGGCCCCCCAAAUCACCCCCCUCCUGCUCCUCCAAAGCCUUAACCAAACUUGCUGUUCUCUAAGACUCUGUCUCUUUACUGAUGUUUGCCGUAAGAAUCGAGUGCCUCUUUUCCACUGCCCGUAAGGAAAAUAUCAAUGAGGAAAUCAUCAAUUCACUUUUGAGUAAAGUUGGUUACAUGAUGCCAGAGGAUAUGAUACUCAAAAUCAGUAUGUUUCUUUAAUCUAAAAGAACAUCCUUGACUGACAGCAGAUACCUUGUUUUGCUUCCUACGGUCCAUUAUUCAACUCCUGAAAGUGUGCUUGGUUAUGCAUGAGCUCAUAAUAGAAAUUAGAGCUGUGAGAGUGUGACAUAGGAUAGCGAAUGGGAUGAAAGGAACAGUCUAAUGGGAACUUCCCCUCAGAAUAAAAUCACGCCCCUGAUUCUCCUUGCCCCACACAAUGCUGUCAAUCUCUGACUGGACUGAAGGGCAGGAUUUCAUGAACAUUUUUUUCUGUAUGUGCACAUAAAAUGGGAAAUUGUUGUGGAUUUUAUGCCUGAAAUCCUGUCCCUCCGGCCCAGUUAGGAAUAGUGCCUCGACAACUCAGGUUGCAGUGCUGCAGAGCCAAGAUGGCUGCUGCAAGCUUACCCAACUCCUCACUGACAUUUUUGGUUUGAGGCCAUUGAAAAAUAGAGCAACACUAUGCAGAAUAUAUAUUGUGUUCAGCAUCUGCUCUUACAGAGUAAAAAGAAAAUGUUAUAAAAAAAGAUAUGAGCAAAGUUGACUUUUUUCAUCUGAUUUCACUGUAUGACUGCACUGAGCUGCAUGUUCAGCACAAUUUAAGAGUUAGCUAGCUAGCAUGGUUUCAUUACCUGUGCUGUGCUGUUUGCAAUGCAUCCAUCCCAUGCUGAAAGCUUAUUCUAUAUGAGAAGUUGGUUUCUUCAUACUGGUAUUACUGAUUAAAUUGCCAAAGCACAUUUUUUGAGCUGAAAUGUCCAGUGCCUCUUCAAUGCAAAUGCUCAUUUUUUUGUACGGGUGACAGUUAUUAUAGAUGCUGAAAAUGGUUAUCCACAUGACUAACAACUGUUCCUAAUAUGCCAUGAUCAUUUGAAGGUACAGGAUGUUUUUUAAAGCCAAGAUUAACAAAUUGUGUGACAUUGCACCUCAAACAAUCAUGGUUCCAGUUUUUGAAAUAAUAUAUAAUGUUCAUAGCAUUUCGAAAAAACCUUAGUCACAUAUCGCAUGUAUUUUCAAUUAUAGAGAUGAGAUAGAGACUAAUAGAGAUGGAAACUCCUCUCUAAAGCACCUUAUCUGACCUGUUUCCCCGGGACCCUCUAGGAGAAGUGCAUUGCCCAGAGCUCACACGAGACAUGUAGCAUUAACAAGGGGGAUUUAUAUAUUAUCUGAAAUAGAAGACAUUUGGAUGUUAACAGUUUAAGUGCAAUGUUUUUUUUAUAAUUCAUACUUCCUAUGAGUUUAUUUUUGUCGUUGUUAAGAUAUUACAUUUACAAUACAUUUUGUAAGUUGCUGUGGAUAAACGCCUGCCCAAUGCCUGAAUAUAAAUGUAAACAUGAACACAGAAACACCAUUGUUGCUGGGUAUUCACUUUUCUAUUUGGCACAACUACUGUAGAUAGCCACUUGAUGUUAUGUUUUAAAAUGAUGUGAGAGAAACAUAAGGAUUACAAUUAAUAUGUAUUUAGAAAUUAACUUAAAUUAACCUUUUUAAAAGAAUGCCAUUACAAACUGAUUUUUUUUUUGCACUAAAGCCAAAUUAUGUGUGUCUGUAUAUGAAUUUUGUUUGCAUCAUGCAUGUUAAUAGUUUGGUUGGGGUAUUUUUCUUUGUGUAACUAUCUGCAUUUCAGGGUCAGCAAAUGUAAAUGAUUUAAAUAAAAGAACCUAGAACCAAAUACAUCAUAACUGUUCUAAACACUGUUUUUAUGAUUCCUUUGAGAAGCAACUGUUUAUUCACAGCACACAAAGCAAUGAGCUGCUGUUGCUAUUUUUUUUAUAUAUAUAAUCUUGAAGGGUACAUGUGUGAAGACACAUUCCUUUGAGACUCCACUUAGAAUGCACCAAAAAGAUGUAUUGAUGAACACCUCAUGUAUAGCAUAUAUUGUAAAAUAUCAUGUAUGACCAUAUAUCUCAAAUGAUGAGUGAUCUCUGUCUGUCAGUGAACCAUUAACUUGUAACCUGACUCGAUAUACUAUGAAAAGACAUUGAAUUGCACAGAUAACUCAUUUGGAGCAAUGAGCUGUAUGGCAUACUCAGUAUAAUUAGCUUAUACGUGCCUUCAGGGAGCAAUCCCUCAUCUUUGCCUAAAUGUAUGCCAGAGACAAUAAAAUGGAUUUAAUAGCA
Sardina pilchardus (European sardine) is the source of this 4309-nucleotide messenger RNA. It is a transcript of the gene kcnk4b, whose product is annotated as potassium channel subfamily K member 4. Gene Ontology annotation, biological process: stabilization of membrane potential; potassium ion transmembrane transport. Gene Ontology annotation, molecular function: outward rectifier potassium channel activity; potassium ion leak channel activity. The transcript is spliced from 8 exons. Gene Ontology annotation, cellular component: plasma membrane. The record is from RefSeq and is a predicted model, not a curated record. The coding region runs from base 580 to 2016 and encodes 478 amino acids. Lineage: Eukaryota; Metazoa; Chordata; Actinopteri; Clupeiformes; Clupeidae.